This is a messenger RNA of Babesia sp. Xinjiang, 2814 nucleotides long. RefSeq lists its product as uncharacterized. Lineage: Eukaryota; Apicomplexa; Aconoidasida; Piroplasmida; Babesiidae. The record is from RefSeq and is a predicted model, not a curated record. Bases 1 to 2814 code for a protein of 937 amino acids. The transcript has a single exon.
AUGUCAAGUACAGCGCGGUCAUCCGUAUCCAUGAGGAACGGAUAUUCCACGCAUUCUUUUCUAUUUGCUUUUCAUGUCAAGGACCUUGUUUUUGAUCGUUUUAUCACGAAUAACAUAAAAUCUGAUUACCUACGCCUAAUAUGGACGCUAUCAAAUCGUGGUAAUGAGACAGACCCUUGGUCUCCAACCGAAGAUGAUGAGACCGACCAAGGUUCUACAUACUCUUCUCCACCUUUUCAAGUAUCUGGUAGCAGUGCUACUGAUGUGGAUACGGCCUUUUCUUUAUUGCGAUGCCGUCGUGUGAGCGGGCAGAAGUUGACCGUUAAAGGCGGUGCCUUAACCAUACGUAUAGCUUUGGAUAGUGAUACCAAGAGAUGCCUAGCGUCAUCCAGUUUGAAUUUCAGAGCGUUAAAUGUCGCAUCAGCUAUCAAUACAACACGUAUUAAUUUCAGCGAUCGACGUGGUUUAGAUGUAGGCUAUUUGGAACUAAUGUACGUGUCACAACAGCGUUGGGUCAAGGUGAAUAAAAGGAAAUUAUCUUUUCUGAAUGCAGAACGGUCCACUGGUGUGAAUUCUGUUGUUGCUACUUCGUUGCAAUAUGCAACGUCCGCUCUUGAUGGUAAAGAAGAAACCACUCCUCAAGACCAAGGUAGUGGGAUGGGACACCAGUUCACACCUCGACUUGAUGAUUUUGUGAUGCUAUUCUGGAACUCCACGAACACAUGUUUCGUCAAGCAACAUCCAGAUGAUUAUCAGCUACAAUUGAUGCUAAACUUUGUCAGGGCGCCUAUGUGCCGCACUACUACAACGGAUUCAUGUAUCAAUACCACCAGGUCAUUUGAAGUGGACUCUAAUAUGGGCCGUUCUCGCACAUUAUCACAUUAUACGGAGUCUUUCCAUUCAGGAUCUAGGCAUGGCAACAGUUCUGAAGUUUUGAGUUUUCCAAACCUGCGACGUGCCCUUGCUGAUAACUCAGGAUUCACACCUACAUCUGAGUUCACAUCAGAAUUUGGUGACUAUAGCGAGGAUUACACGCAUCGGUCUGGUUUCUCGUUAUCACAAGAACCUGGAUCUGUAAGGCUGUAUGACUACCUCUCUGAGCAAAAUCGCAUUAUUCAGUCUCAUUUGGCACGACAGUUUACUGUUGAUUCCAUGACUAGUUCUUCCUGGACCCAGAUAUCAGGGGAUUUAUCGGUUACUGCUGCUGCUACGCCACAUUGCGACAGUACAUUCAUUCCUACUGUGGCUAAGAGCGUUCCUCUCGAGUUACCUCAGAGUGCGAGCAAAAAGCAGGCUAUAUCGGGGUACACCCCGCCAAACAUUCCUAUGGGACACAGUAUGACUGACCGUAUGGUCACUCGCAAUGUUGAGGUCUCGGCUUCUACAGAUAUGGUUGGACUUGAAAAGGAUGCUGGCUUCUAUAGUGUGGGUGAUUCUCGCGACAGCUGUGCAAAGAUCGUACCUCAGGAGUCGCUGGACGAAAAGAGCUGUGCGGGCACAAUGCGUUACGGCGACGAAGUAGUUGACGCUACUCUGGAAUGCUUAUUGCCAGAGUCCCAGUUGGUUAAGAAAAGUGUGCUUUGCAUGAAUAGCUCGUUAUCAACCGUUGAUGAGAUGACUAUUUGUCACUCUGGCAACAUGCCACAAUCGUUCAAUUCCUUUGAUUGGUACAAGCAGGAAGAUGUGGAUAUGUUGAACCAUGAUAGCCUUCCGUUAGAAAACGAGAGGAGUCAUGAUCGUAGUCACAAAUGUGAGUCCUUACAUGAGACGGAAUCUCAUCUCGAUAUCGUUGAGGACAUGAAUUGCAGCGUGGUUAUUGAAACUGAUACUCCUACUGCGAUCUCUGAUGACACUAUCGAUUUGGAUCGUUUCUAUGUUGAAGAAUAUGACUUCAUUGGCGCUACGGGUAGCAUGGGUUCAGGAUGCAGUUCUACUAUAAAUAAUUUCUAUACCGACGAUGUGGAUGCCGGCAAAAGAUGUAUUCCACCCUCACCAAUAAGUUCGACUCACAAGGGCACCAAAGAGAAUUUGGUAUCGGCUGUGUAUAACGCCAUAACCGCUGAUAUUACCAGCUUAUCGGUAACUGAUCUUGGAGUGGACCAUGUGGAGUGUACUCUAGAUUUGAUGAGUGAGGCUUUGCACGAUGCUCGUGCUUUACAGGUACAACAGGAACGUUUGUCUAACGAUUUAUUGAUGAACUUCUUCUUACAACUGCUGCGUUGCUACAGCAAGAAAGGUGUACCUCAGGUGAUGUUGAUGGAGGAAGUUAUCCAGCGUCAUUUUGCUGCUGCUGAGCUGCUACACUUUCUACCUACUGACUACAAUCCCACGGUUAUUCGAGUAUCUCUAGACAUCCUUGUUCGUCAGCUUGGAAUGUCUCUGCCACCUGGUCGUCCUAGUGAAACACAACAGUUGGGUACUGACUACGUCGCACCGCAAACAGCUGUUCCACUUUGGGGUGAUACAGUUCGUGACGACGUCGUGGACCGACAGACAGUUGACUUUUUCGUCCCAUUAUCAGAAUGUGAUACUUAUUCUGAGGCUAGCGAGGUGGACGCCUGUUUCCCUCCAGCGCAGGAUGACACCCGUCGUCAGUUGGCAUUGCGUCAACUACAGGUGUUACAGGAUGAGAUGCGUGUCGCUUUGAAUGCCGUCGACCCACGCAAACUGGUAUACAUUUCAAGAUUAAACUCGAAACCUAUGAAACAACGUGGGUGCGGUCUCACUCUGCUUGCCAUAAAGUUGGCACUUUACGGGGUGUUAUGUGGCCGUCGUAAAAUUGCAACAGAGAACAGACAGACGGUGGUGGUGUAA